Messenger RNA from Colletotrichum karsti, 1620 nucleotides. RefSeq names its product serine carboxypeptidase. Gene Ontology annotation, biological process: proteolysis. NCBI's taxonomy places the organism in Eukaryota, Fungi, Ascomycota, Sordariomycetes, Glomerellales, Glomerellaceae. The record is from RefSeq and is a predicted model, not a curated record. The transcript is spliced from 4 exons. Bases 1 to 1620 code for a protein of 539 amino acids. Gene Ontology annotation, molecular function: serine-type carboxypeptidase activity.
AUGCGCUCGUCAAGCAUCGCCGCCGGCGUCCUCGCGGCCCUCGGCCUUCCGUUCGUCUCGGCCUGGGUCUCGCCUCAUGCGCACCGAGCCCGUCUCGCCAAUCGCCAGGUCGCGGCAAGCCAUGACGUGAAGGCACCGCGCGGAGCGUUGCGUCGUAGUGAACUGCAGUACUACACCAACAAGACCAGCUCUUUCUACGUGGAUGGAACCAAGAUUCCCGAGGUGGACUUCAACGUUGGGGAGAGUUAUGCUGGUCUCAUCCCCGUCGACGCCUCGAAGCCCGAGGGCGAACAGCAGAAGAACUUCUUCUGGUUCUUCCCGACCGAGAACCCCGCUGGCAAAGACGAUGUCAUCAUUUGGUUCAACGGCGGCCCCGGUUGCUCGUCUUUAGAGGGCUUCCUGCAGGAGAACGGCCCUUUCCUCUGGCAAUACGGAACCUACAAGCCUAUCCCGAACGCUUGGUCCUGGCAUAAGCUGGCCAACGUGAUCUGGGUCGAGUACCCCAUCGGCGCCGGCUUCAGCAGCGGCAACGUGACCGCCACCAACAACGCCGAAACGGCAGACCAGUUCGUCUCCUUCUGGAAGAACCUCGUGUCCACCUUUGGCCUCCAGGGCAAGAAGCUAUACAUCGCCGGAGAGAGCUACGCCGGAAUCUACGUCCCCUACGUUGGCGCCGCCAUGCUGGACAAGAACGACACCUCGUACUACAACGUCAAGGGUGCCCUCUACUACGACCCCGUCAUGCCCUACUCGGACGACCUCGGCCUCGACCACGCCGCCCUCCCCGCGUUCCACCGCUACUGGGAGAACGUCCUCGGCUUCUCCAACAGCAUGAAGGAGCAGAUCGAACAGGACAACAAGAAGCUCGGCCUGGACGCGUACCUGGACAAGUACCUGUCCUACCCGCCCCCGGCGGCGCCGUGGCCGAACGUCCAGUGGGACCCCGACUACGACGUCGUCAACCACUUCGACAACUUCAUCAACGUCAUCAACCCGUGCUUCAACGGCUACCACAUCCUCGACCAGUGCCCCGUCCUCUGGGACGUGCUCGGCUUCCCCUCGGUCAUGUACUCGCCCCCCAACGCGACGCUCUACUUCAACAUCCCCGAGGUCCGCAAGGCCAUCCACGUCCCCGUCGACUACCCGUCUUGGAGCGAGUGCCAGGACCCCGUCUUCGUGGACGGCAACGACAACUACAACGGCACCGACCACGAGAUCAAGUUCCAGACGCUCGUCGAGCGCACCAACAACGUCCACAUCGGCUCCGGCCUCGCGGACUACGUGAUCCAGCCCAACGUGACCGCGCUCGGGAUCCAGCGCAUCCGGUGGAACGGGAAGCAGGGCUUUGAGACGGCGCCCUCGGAGGAGCUGGUGCUUCCGACUAUCAACAACAACGACGAUAACACCAUUAGCUGGGCGGGUGGUAACGUACAGGGGACGUUCCACACCGAGCGCGGGUUUACUCAUUCCACGGCCAAGCUGAGCGGACACAUGGUCCCGCAGUACAGCCCCGGCACCGCGCUGAGACACGCCGAACACCUCCUCGGACGGGUGAAGUCGUUGUCCAGCGGUGAGAACUUCACUGUGAACAUUUCCACUUCGUUUGAGUGGCCUUACUAG